Messenger RNA from Drosophila hydei, 1825 nucleotides. Its product is annotated as lysosomal acid glucosylceramidase. Gene Ontology annotation, molecular function: glucosylceramidase activity. The transcript has 4 exons. Gene Ontology annotation, biological process: glucosylceramide catabolic process. The record is from RefSeq and is a predicted model, not a curated record. NCBI's taxonomy places the organism in Eukaryota, Metazoa, Arthropoda, Insecta, Diptera, Drosophilidae. Bases 110 to 1807 code for a protein of 565 amino acids.
AUUCACACUUACAGUUAAGAUUAGUUGUCAGCGAAAAACACCUUGGAUCGGCUUUGCUUCGAGCAAUUGAUUUAGUUAACGGGCUUCUAGUCGGACGAUCGGUCAAUAAAUGUUGAAGUGCAAAAGCUAUUUGCUCCUUGGCCCUUUGCUGGUGCUGCUGAUAGCUGUAAUCGGUGGCCAGGCUGAAACCGUUCCCUGUAAGCUAAGAGAUGCAAAGUAUGGCAAAGUAUGUGUGUGCACGGCGGAUUACUGUGACUAUCUGGACAAUCCUACCCUGAGCAGCGAUGAUGAAUUUGCGCUGAUUUCCAGCAGCAAGAAGGGGCUUCGAUUUGAACUUAACAAGGGCAACUUUGGAUCAAAGGAUAGUUAUGUCAUAAAGGACUAUGAAGAGCCGGAUACUGAAGCAGCUGCUAGCAAUGACACGAUCUUAUCGCGGCUAAUGGAUCAGGCGUUGGGAAAUAUAUUCUCUCAAACGGCCUCCACGACAAGCAGCAUUACGAGAUCCGUAAAUCUUAACUUGGAUCGCAGUAAGCGUUACCAAAGGAUUGAAGGAUUUGGUGGCAGUUUUACGGGAGCCGUAUCCUAUUUGUUGGAGAACUAUAAGGAACAAGACAUUCACGAUCAUCUCUACAAAUCGUUCUAUGCUGCAAAUGGACUGGGAUUCAAUUUGAUGCGCAUGUCAAUGGGAGGUUCUGAUUUCGACUUGGGACCAUGGGCCUAUAACGAGAAACCUGAGAACGAAACCAUUCUGACUGGCAUGGAUCAGCUGGACGAUCGGGAUGUUAUACGCGUGGAGCAGAUUAAGCGACUGAGAGACAUUUCAGGCGUGGAGAAUCUGCGGAUCAAAGCAGCUGCGUGGAGCGCGCCGCCAUGGAUGAAGACCAACAACAGGUGGACAGGCUUUGGGCAACUGAAGCGAGAAUACUAUCAGACCUGGGCCGACUACCAUCUUAAAUGGGUCGAUUUGAUGGUGAAGAAUGGUCUGCCGAUUUGGGCUAUUUCCACGGGAAACGAGCCAAUGAAUGGAAUACUCUUCAUGGCUUUUGUCAAGUUCAUGAGCAUGGGCUGGAUACCACAAACACAGGCCGUAUGGGUGGACGAAAACUUAGGACCCACCAUUCGUAACUCAAAGUAUAAGGAUCUGGUCAUAUUCGGCAACGAUGAUCAGCGUCAAACCAGUCCGUUCUGGUUCAAGCAGAUGAACCGGACUCGCCCUGGUUCGCUCAAAUACAUUGACGGAGUAGCGCUCCACUGGUAUUGGGAUGAAAUAUUUGGAAGCAGCUUCGUUUAUAGCACUAGCGAGUACAUGGCCAACAAAAUACAGAUCAUUUCCGAGUCUUGUAUUGGAGACAAGCCCUGGCAAAAGUCUGCCCCACUACUUGGCAGCUGGGAACGUGCAGAGAAGCUUGGGCGAUCAUUCAUGUCCCAUUUCAAGGAUGGCUUCCACGGUUGGAUUGACUGGAACAUCAUAUUGGAUGAAGCGGGUGGUCCCAACUACGUUAAAAAUACAGUCGAUGCUCCAGUGAUUGCCAAUACGACAUCCUUUACUGAGUUCUACAAGCAGCCCAUGUUCUACAUCAUGGGACAUUUCUCGAAGCUAGUGCCCGAGGGCUCUGUGCACAUCGAGGCGGUGGCCAGCAACGUCAAUCUUGACUGUGUGGCUUUCGUGCGACCUGACGGGAAGAUUGUCGUUGUGCUCUUCAACACCGGACGUGCCGAUCUGAAUAUCAAUAUCACGGAUACUAUUCGUGGAAAGCUAUUGGUCAAUGUGCCAGCCAGGUCUAUACAUACACUACUCUAUAACUAAUUGAGCAAUAAAUAUUAU